This is a messenger RNA of Labeo rohita (rohu), 2468 nucleotides long. RefSeq names its product sphingosine-1-phosphate phosphatase 2 (gene sgpp2). Gene Ontology annotation, biological process: sphingosine metabolic process; phospholipid dephosphorylation. The transcript has 5 exons. Gene Ontology annotation, molecular function: sphingosine-1-phosphate phosphatase activity. NCBI's taxonomy places the organism in Eukaryota, Metazoa, Chordata, Actinopteri, Cypriniformes, Cyprinidae. Gene Ontology annotation, cellular component: endoplasmic reticulum membrane. The record is from RefSeq and is a predicted model, not a curated record. Bases 813 to 2219 code for a protein of 468 amino acids.
UUUUUAGCUGUACAAAACAGCUUGUUUUGCUUCCUCGAAAUUGCAAACUGGUGUGUCUUAUCUAUAUUAUUUUAAUGUAUUAUCUUAAUUAUAAGCACACUGUUUGUAGUGCAAACUGUUUUACCGUUUACUGCACAUUGUUAUUCUUCUAAUUAUUCCUCUAUAGCGGAUAAUGAAGUGCAUUUUUGGUGGGAAUACAACCCAAACACCAGCGCCCAGUUCAAAAGAAAUAUAUUUGGCCUUCAGGUUAUCAGGAUUGUUUUGAAAUUUUGAAAAUAGUUUGUUCAAAUGGAAAAAAUUAUAAAUCAGAUGAUGAUGAAAGCAGAGUAGAUUACAUAAUCCAGUCUUUUAGAGUUUUAGCAAGGGUGUUGGUAAAUUCUGUGAUGUUUUAUGAUUUAGUUAAUUUGUCUCACUCUUAAACUCUAUAUGUCAUUAGAUAAAAUUACAUUAAAAGUGUUAUCAUAUAUGAUAUAUAUAAUAUAUCAUAUAUAUAUAAUCUAUGAAAUUAAAAUGAACACAAAGUUUACACCUUCAUAACUGUCAAUCCCUAAUUCUUCAUUUUUGCUAUAAAUAGGCUUGUUCUAAUCAAGCUCAGCCACUUCCAUUAAUUUGAGUAAUAAAUGGAAGUGCCUGAGCUUGAUCAGAACAUGUUUCUAAAAACUUGAAGAUAUAUAAAUAUACGUCACUAAAUGCCAAUAACAACAAUGGAAUAUUCAUUUAUGUAAAGUCACGGAGUCAAAGGUACUGCAUGGAAUGAAUGACCGACCCAUCUGUGACAGGUACGAUAAGCAGGUAAUUUUCCGUGCGUAAACAUGUCAGCCAAUCAAAACAGCCUAAGUGUCUACGUCAGCAGACUUUCAUGCUCUAUCACCUGUAGCUGUAAAACACACCUGUGGACGCGCGUUGGCUGGGCUGGGUGCGGAAGCGCGCGUGUGUGUGUGCACCCAGAGCUUAAACUCUGCGCGGCCAUGUGGGGGUUCAUCUCGUAUCUUAACAGCCCCGAACUGGUGGCCAGCUUCCAGCGGUGCUGCGGCCUGGUUCCGAGAGAGACGUGCUCGUAUGUUAGUCAAAACGGAGUCGUACAGUUAAAUGGAUCCGUUAAGGACAGUCCGGUCACGAUACACCAGCGCAAAGCGGAGCAGGUGGCGAACGGGACGUCACGCGCACACGACAGUAACUCCAACUAUAAAUCCGCCAGUUCACAGUGUGAAACCAAAGGCGAUGAGCAUCCCAGACCUCAUUAUGAGGUGAAGAACUGGCUUUUCUACUUGCUGUUUGUGACAUCGGCCACUCUGGGCCAUGAGGUCUUUUACAUCACCUUCCUUCCCUCCAUCCACUGGAACCUUGACCCAUUUCUGUGCAGGCGGCUUGUCAAUGUGUGGGCUGUGGUGAUGUAUAUUGGCCAAGUGAUGAAGGAUAUUUUAAAACUGCCACGUCCUUCAUCUCCCCCUGUGGUCAAACUGGAGACGCGUGUGGACGCGGAGUACGGGAUGCCAUCCACACAUGCCAUGGCAGCGACGGCCAUCUCAUUUACACUCCUCCUCAGUGCUCAGGAGAGAGUGAAGUUCCCAUUUGAACUGGGACUGAUUGUGGCCGUGGUUCUGUCUACGCUGGUGUGUCUGAGUCGUCUUUAUACCGGCAUGCACUCUGCUCUGGAUGUGAUCUGUGGCGUUGUAAUUUCAGCCGUCAUCAUGGCAGUGUCGUACCCAUACUGGGGAACCAUUGACUACCUGCAGCUCCACAACCCUCUCGCUCCUGUGGUGGGGGUGGUUCUGCCCCUCUUCCUGUGCUAUAAGUACCCUAAACUGGACCAUUACAGCACCACUCGGGGGGACACCACUAUUAUUUUAGCAUGCUGUUCGGGAUGUGCAGUUGGAUACUGGGUGAAUGAGCGUUUGGGCUUGACCUUUGACCUAGCCGGGCCUUUUCCAGCGACCCUUCCCCCCCUGACCCUUGCAGCCUUGGGUCUCGGUAUGGCCCGGUUUGUGGUUGGGUUAGGGAUGCUGGUCCUGACCCGGCAGACGGUGCGCUGGGUGAGUCUGCGGGUGCUCUGUCGAAUUUACGGAGCGUCUGUGAGUGACAUCGAUGCACGCAGGAGGAAAGAGAUCGAGGUACCGUAUAAGUUCAGCACGUAUGUUGCCAUCGGACUGGUCAACAGUAUCUUGGUGAACAGAGUGUUUGUGAUGAUGGGAAUCUGGGGUUUGGGAAAUUCUGUGUAAUUUCUCAGUGUUUACAGGCGAGUUUGAACAGAAUAUCAAUUCAUAAUUCGUUCUCAGGGAGAAAAUCACUUUAGUCUUUGUUCAGGAAUGGUUGGCACAUGAAUUCACACAUUGAACAAUAGUUUGUUAAACCUACUAGCUGCACUGAUUUUUAAAGGAAUAUUCUUGGUUAAAUACAAGCUAAAGAUGAAGUGUGUAAUUCCUGUGCCACAAGAGUCACCAAAUGAAAUCAUAACUGCAUACAAAUAA